Molecule: messenger RNA, 4503 nt
Organism: Mus caroli (Ryukyu mouse)
Lineage: Eukaryota; Metazoa; Chordata; Mammalia; Rodentia; Muridae
Source: RefSeq, a predicted model, not a curated record
CCAGGAAAUGGAACUGGAGCCGAACCUGCCCCCGAGGCAGAGCCUGCGAAACUUGUGGUCCCCACAAAAGUGAACCCGUAUUCUGUCAUUGACAUCACGCCGCUGCAGGAAGACCAGCCGCCAUCUCCAGACACGAACACAGAGGAGGAAGGCGUGGGGCUGCGUGUGCCCAGUGGUUACUCUGUGCCUGUGCCNUGUGGCUAUGCUGUCCCCUCCAACCUGCCAUUGCUGCUGCCAGCCUACUCCAGUCCUGUCAUCAUUCGAGCUGAGUCUGUAGAGGAGGAAGAAGCAGCAGAAACUGCGGGAGACGGGCAGUGCAAUUCCCUAAGCUCCGAGGACCUUCCACACAGCGGUGAGCAAGGCAGCCAAGAAGGCAGUGCCCUGGCCCGAUGGGCAGCGGACCCUGCCAACACAGCAUGGAUGGAAAAUCCAGAGGAAGCGAUUUACGACGACGUUCCAAGGGAAAACUCGGACUCUGAACCAGAUGAAAUGAUUUAUGAUGAUGUGGAGAACGGCGAAGAAGCUGGAAACAGCUCCCCAGAGUACGGGUGGAGUUCCAGCGAAUUCGAAAGCUAUGAGGAGCCGAGCGACUCNGAGGGCAAGAACGGAAUUCCCAGGUCCUUCCUGCGCAGCAGUCAUAAAAAGCAACUCUCUCAUGACCUAACCCGCUUUAAGGCGCACUGUGAGGAAAAGAUGAGAGGCUUGGUGGCCAGUACGGUGGGAGCCAUGGAGAUUCAGCAGGCAAAGCAGAGGCAGGAGCGGAAGAUGCAGAGGCUUAUGAAGGCAGCCAAGGAGGGCACCAAAGAUGGGCUGGAGAAAACGAAAGCCGCUGUGAAGAGAGGCCGCUCCUUCAUCAGGACCAGGUCCUUGGUCUCUCAAGAUCACAGGUGUUAUUUUGAAGAAGAGCAGAAUUUGUUCAUUGACGUGGACUGCAAGCACCCGGAGGCUGUCCUCACCCCAAUGCCCGAGGGCUUGUCUCAGCAGCAGCGGCUCCUGAGUGACAGGAAGCUCAGGAUGGUUUUCUACCGCGUCAAGGAGAUCCUACAGUGUCAUUCCAUGUUCCAGAUUGCGCUGGCCAGCCGCGUGUCCGAGUGGGAUGCCGUGGAAACAAUCGGUGAUGUCUUCGUGGCCUCGUUCUCCAAGUCCAUGGUGCUGGAUGCUUACAGCGAGUACGUGAACAACUUCAGCACGGCCGUGGCUGUCCUCAAGAAGACGUGUGCCACAAAGCCUGCUUUCCUUGAGUUCUUAAAGCUGUGCCAGGAUUCCAGUCCAGACCGAGUCACACUCCACAGCCUUAUGAUGCGGCCCAUCCAGAGGUUCCCACAGUUCAUCCUCCUACUGCAGGUAUUGAGCUCACCNCCCAGCGCUGAUGACUGUNCGAAGCUCGGGCACUGGGGAGCCCCCGUUCCCUUCUCCUUUGCGGAAACCUGGGUGGGUGACCUCUCUGGUGUCCUUUUGAACCUCCAGCUCCUCAGCAGUGGAAACCGGUACCUCGUCCGGUCCGAUGAUGUCAUCGAGACGGUUUACAAUGACCGGGGAGAAAUCGUCAAGACCAAGCAACGCCGGAUCUUCAUGCUGAAUGACGUGCUCAUGUGUGCCACCGCCAGCUCACGGUCGGGGCGGCCCACGUUCUUCACUGCUGUGUUCAAUACGCUUACACCAGCCAUCAAGGAGUCCUGGGUCAGCAGCCUGCAGAUGGCCAANCUGGCUCUUGAGGAGGAGAACCAUAUGGGAUGGUUCUGUGUGGAUGACGAUGGCAACCUAGCCAAGAAGGAGACACACCCUCUCCUGGUGGGACACAUGCCUGUGAUGGUGGCCAAGCAACCAGAGUUCAAGAUUGAAUGUGCAGCUUAUAACCCUGAACCUUACCUGAGCAAUGAAAGUCAACCAGCCUCACCCUCCACAGCCCGUGGCUUCCUGUGGAUUGGAAGCUGUAGCAACCAGAUGGGUCAGGUCGCCAUUGUCUCCUUCCAAGGUUCCAACCCCAAAGUCAUUGAGUGCUUCAAUGUGGAGUCACGCAUCCUGUGUAUGGUAUACAUUCCCGCAGAGGAGUCAAAGCCCCAAGAGACCACCGAAACCAAGGAUCCAGAAGCCGCAGCCUCGAGAGCACCCCAUGUGCCCACCAUCUGCCUGGGCACAGAAGAGGGAAGCAUUUCCAUUUACAAAAGCAGUCAGGGCUGCAAGAAGGUGAGGCUUCAGCACUUCUACACACCGGACAAGUCCACAGUCAUGAGCUUGGCCUGCUCCCCACAAGGCCUGUAUGCAGGCCUGGUCAAUGGGUCCGUAGCCAGCUACACCAAGGCUCCAGAUGGAUCCUGGAACUCGGAACCCCAGCAAGUGAUCAAGUUGGGUGUCCUGCCAGUCAGAAGCCUUCUCCUGGUGGAGGGUGCGCUCUGGGCAGCCUCGGGAGGGCAGGUGUUCAUGGCCAGCGUGGAGACUCACACUAUAGAGAAUCAGCUGGAGGCCCACCAAGAUGAAGGGAUGGUCAUCUCCCACAUGGCUGUGGCUGGCGUUGGCAUCUGGAUUGCCUUCACCUCGGGGUCCACCCUCCGCCUCUUCCACACAGAGACCUUGAAGCACCUGCAGGAUGUCAACAUUGAUGCCCCCGUGCAUAGCAUGCUGCCAGGGCACCAGCGUCUGUCUGUGACCAGCCUGCUCGUCUGCCACGGCUUGCUCAUGGUCGGUACCAGCCUGGGUGUCGUGGUGGCCCUGCCAGUCCCUCGGCUUCAGGGUAUCCCCAAAGUGACAGGGCGAGGCAUGGUCUCCUACCAUGCACAUAAUGGGCCCGUUAAGUUCAUNGUCUCAGCCACGACAUUUCAAAACAAGGANAGAGCCAGGGACAGCCCACGUUCCGGUUCUGAGCUUCAAGAUGAAGACCCCAAGGACUUGCUCUGCAGUGAGGAGGGUCCUUCCUGCCCGGGCCAGCCGGACACCUACACAGCCGUUUGGUUGGGAGACUCCCUAGGAUUGCCAGCUCAGAAGAAUGAUCUGUCUUCGUCCUCAGGGUCACUGAACCUGUCCCAUGGCUCCAGUUCCCUAGAGCACAGAUCUGUGGACAGCAGCCUGUGUGACCUGCUGAGGGACCCCAGUGCAUCCCCAAGGAGCAGACCACAGGGCUCUAGGCGAGCGAGAGCCAGUUCAGCGCUGGUGGUGUGUGGGGGCCAGGGCCACCGGCGGGUACACAGGAAGGCCAGGCAGCCUUCUCAGGAGGACCUGGUUUCUUCAGUGAUGGUGUGGCAGAUCCCUCUGCUGGGCAUGUAGGUCAGGAGGCUGCUGCCUGGCAUAAGGUGGCAAUCAAGGACAACUCUCAGCUGGAUGCAGGCCCAGCUGACAGAGGCUGCAUCCCACAUCACCGGGACCAACUGGAAGCAGAGUUUGGAAAAGAAAUAUUCUGUGCUCACUCUGCUCUCCUGCCUUCCUCCCAUCGCACAACGGAGCCCAGCUGUGCCAGGGAAGCAGGGGAGCGCCCUGGCUUUGGGGUCACUGGACCACAGUUCAGGAUAAUGCUACAGUCUGCCCCAUCAUUCACCUGAGACCUAAAGUGAGCUGGCUGUGUGGGCUCCAGACUCAUCUCAGAGAGCUGACAGGGAAACAACAUAGCACCUAGUAGCAUAGGAGGUCAUUAACAACCCUUAAAAAUCAUUCUACUUGACUCAUACUCACUACUGUUAUUUAUAUUCUCUAUAUUUUUUAAAUCCCAGAAUACAGAUUGUAACAAUUUAGAAAGCCAGGUAACACACCCCAGUCCAGUCAGCUUGUACUUUUUUGGAAGGAGUGACCGAGGCUUUCCGAAGUAGACCAUUAUGUGUACUGUGCCCUUUAACAAAUAGUGUUUUUAUAUUGCAUUUUUUCUAUUAAAAAUCAACAGUUAACAUUUUAGCCAAUGUACUCUCUGUAACAUUUCACACAUAAUCUUUACUUGAAGCCAAAAUGUUCAGUACCUGUCAACAUUGAACUCCAGCUUCCACGCCAAAUCAUACUUGCCUUCUCAUACUAAGUNACAUUAANGUCUGCGUGGGGCAUGUGCCGGCCCAGGCAUGCAGGGAUGGUGCUAGAUGUGUCUCUGGUCUUCUGUGCACCUGCUGUCAGAGAGCCAUCCACACAGUUGGACACUCCUUCUGAGUGGUCCAUGGUGCUGAUCAGUCAGCCGCUGCCCUCCCCCGCGCCUGCCUGCCAUCCCCGUACCACCUUCCCCCCUUCCCAAAGAACACACAGGGUCACGUGGGACACUUGAAUGUCAAGGGGCAUGAGUAACCCAUAGACUCUGUUUGCUCCAGCUGUAUUAUACAUCAGUGUUUCACUUACUGGAUGGAUUAAAAAAAAUGUUUUUUUUAAACUUAAUGCAGAUAUUAUUCACCAAGGACAACUUCUCAGCACUUUACAAAGGACUAAAAUGCUAACUUUUAACUUAGCCAAAUAUUUUUCUAAAUUGCACAUAUCCCCAAGCUUUUUCAAACUGUUAGCUGCUAUCUUAUUUGAUAAAAUAAAAGACUUUCUAUUUUA